UACUCCAUUAAAAAAAUGAAAACAAUAGAAUUAGUUAUCCUAAAAGAGCAAUAUACUAGUAUAAUUUUAGCAAAAAGAGCACUGACACAUUUAUUGUAUUCGUCGCGACCAUUCGCCCAAUCUGUAUUAGUCGAGUCCAAACGUUUCAGCCCCUCCUUCAGGAGCUGUUUACCAAACCCUGAGCUAACUUUUUCCAUCACAGACGCACAGGAACAGUUAGUUGAUUGGUUGUUGCGGUUCAACAAGGCUGUAAUGGCAUCGGCAUCAACACCAGAGCAGGUUAAGUUGGAUAAGGAAUGUGAGCUACGAGUUGAAAUCGGCCCGGAAUCUCCUCUUCGUCUUAGGCUACUCACUGGCACUGCUGAAAUCUUUGGCACUGAGAUCCCUCCUCAAAUUUGGCUCUCCUUCCCCCCUUCCGUCAAAUUUGCAGUUUUUACUUGGUAUGGAGCUACUAUAGAAAUGGAUGGUCCUACUGAAACUUAUUACACAGCAGAUGAGACACCAAUGGUUAGUUACGUAAAUGUACAUGCUGUACUGGAUGCAAGGAGAAACCGUGCCAAAGCAUCUCCUAGUGAUACCGAGUCUUCUCAAGGUCCAAGGGUAAUUGUUGUGGGACCUACAGAUUCAGGAAAGAGUACCUUGUCUAGGAUGCUUCUUAGUUGGGCAGCUAAACAAGGUUGGAAACCUACAUUUGUGGAUUUAGACAUUGGCCAAGGAUCUAUAACCAUUCCCGGGUGCGUCGCUGCCACUCCAAUUGAAAUGCCUAUUGAUCCUGUGGAAGGAAUUCCUCUUGAAAUGCCUCUUGUGUACUUCUAUGGGCAUCCAACACCUAGUGCAAAUGCUGAUCUUUACAAGGUUCUGGUCAAGGAACUUUCUAAAAUCUUGGAGAGACAGUUUGCCGGGAAUACUGAAUCUCGAGCUGCUGGAAUGGUGAUCAAUACCAUGGGCUGGGUAGAUGGUCUUGGUUAUGAGCUACUUUUACAUGCGAUUGAUACAUUCAGUGCAACAGUUGUUCUGGUUCUGGGACAGGAAAAACUUUGUAGCAUGCUCAAAGAUGUUUUGAAAAGCAAGCCUAAUGUAGAUGUUGUGAAACUUCAAAAGUCAGGUGGCGUUGUAUCAAGGAACGCGAAAGUGCGUCAGAAGGCUAGGGGCCACAGAAUAAGGGAAUACUUUUAUGGCCUUACUAAUGAUCUGUCCCCACACUCUAAUGUUGCUAGUUUUAGCGAUUUAACUGUCUUUCGAGUUGGUGGGGGGCCACAGGCCCCUCGUUCAGCUCUGCCAAUUGGUGCUGAGCCUGCUGCAGAUCCGACAAGAUUGGUUCAAGUAAAAAUUGACAGGGACCUGCUUCAUCUAGUUCUUGCCGUUUCCUAUGCCAAAGAUCCAAAUGAAAUCAUUUCAAGUAAUGUUGCUGGGUUCAUCUACGUGACAGAUGUCGACACUCAAAGGAAUAAAAUCACUUACCUCGCACCGUCAGCUGGAGAACUUCCUAGUAGAUAUUUAAUAGUGGGAUCUUUGACAUGGAUUGAGAAUUGAGCAUGGUUUAAGCCAUGAGUGUGAUUCAGGUAUCCAAUAGUUUUCAAGCUCAUCCAGGAGAACGAUAGCCAUCUUAUUGAUGAAUGCUAAAGAGGUGUGUUUAACCCAUGUAAUACGGGGCUCACUGGAAUGGGCGAAGUCUUGACCGUCUUACUGCAUUAUAACUAGUUGUGCAAGUAGUGUCAGUGCUACUUUAGAUCCUCAGCGAUCUCUAUAGCCUCCAGAAAUUAUGGAAUGGUUUGUAAAAAUAUAGGUCUGGGUUAAGAUAUGUUGGUGAAAGAAAGCACUUUAUUGGCAGUACCAAAAAUGUCAUGGUUAUUCAGACUUCUUUCGUUCUGUUAACUUAAAUUUGUAUCAUUGUAUGUCUUACUGUGUUGCA
Messenger RNA from Daucus carota subsp. sativus, 1912 nucleotides. Its product is annotated as protein CLP1 homolog. Lineage: Eukaryota; Viridiplantae; Streptophyta; Magnoliopsida; Apiales; Apiaceae. The record is from RefSeq and is a predicted model, not a curated record. Bases 16 to 1533 code for a protein of 505 amino acids. Gene Ontology annotation, molecular function: polynucleotide 5'-hydroxyl-kinase activity. Gene Ontology annotation, biological process: tRNA splicing, via endonucleolytic cleavage and ligation. Gene Ontology annotation, cellular component: nucleus; mRNA cleavage factor complex. The transcript is spliced from 11 exons.